Plasmodium gallinaceum is the source of this 2562-nucleotide messenger RNA. RefSeq names its product conserved Plasmodium protein, unknown function. The transcript has a single exon. The record is from RefSeq and is a predicted model, not a curated record. NCBI's taxonomy places the organism in Eukaryota, Apicomplexa, Aconoidasida, Haemosporida, Plasmodiidae. Bases 1 to 2562 code for a protein of 853 amino acids.
AUGUAUAAACGUAUUGUUUUGAAAACAUUAUUUUUCAGUUUGUUAAUAUCAUGCAUAAUUUCUCCUACAAGAUUCUUUAAUAAUGUUAUUAAUGAGGAAUCAGGUAUCAAUUUUAUUAAUUCAAUUGAAGACAAUUUAUUAAGUGAUAAUAAUGUAACAUACAAAAAUUCAUACUUAAAAAUCCAUUCAUUCCACUAUAAAAAGGAAAAACUGAGUGCAAAUGUGAACAACAAACAUAGAUACAUUUCUUCAUAUGCUGAAUAUAAAUAUAAAAGGACACAUUAUGAAUCACACUUUACAAAUAUUUUCUUAAUUCAAAAUCAAAAUAAGAAAAUAAUUUUUUUGUGCUAUAGAUUAUUUUACAAUAACAUUAAUUAUAUAUGCAAAAUAAGAGGUCUUUAUUUAAAGUACUUUGACAACAAAUUUUUAUAUAAAAUUAAAAAUUCAUUUCAAAAAAAAUUGCAACAAUCAAAUAAUAAAUUCAGAAUAUGUAAUAAAAUAUUAAGUUCUUUUAUAUUCAUAUUUGUAUGCCAACAAAUAUUUUACAUAAAGAGAAAUAUACAAAAUAUAAAAAAAAGGUGCAUUCACACUACAAAACUUUUUAUAGAUGAUACAUUUUUGAAAACGCUUGAUUAUUGUAUUCCUUAUAAAAAAGAAAAAACAAUGAAUUUUAAAAAAAAUGAUAAAAAUUGUGAAUAUUUUAAAGUUGAUUUAUGUGAUUUAAAUAGAAAAAAUAAUUAUAAUGUCUACAAUAAUUUGUAUGAUAUUUAUCAUUCUUUUUAUAAAAGUGUUCAGAAUAAAUUUCUUAAUAUAUUAAAUAAUAUUUAUAAAAGCAUUCCUUGUACUUUUGAUGUACUAUAUCGUCAUUUUUUUUUAUUUUUUUUUAAAAGAAUGAAAAUAAAAAGGAGGUUAAUGGCAACUGAUGAUGAUGACGAUUCAGAUGAAGACAUUGAAGAUGAAAAUGAUGAAAAAUUAGUGAGUCAAAAAUUUCAUAGGGCAUAUUCAAAAAAUAAUACAAUACAAUAUUUUAAAUGUUUUUUAGAUAAAGCUGCUGAUAACGUAAAUGCAGAUAAUGAACUAGUAAGAUGGGUUAAUCCUAUUACUAAUUCAUGUUAUUGUAGUGAAGAAAACUCAGAACCUUGUUCAACAAAUGACAUUACUGAUACAAAUUUUGUUAGUCAAUUAAUGGAUAGUGAUUUUUGUGACACAAAACAGGUUCUUGAUGUUAAAAAUAUAUUUAUAGUUUUAUCUAAUUCUAAAAAGUUACACUGCGAGAGUUCAAAUAAGGUAGAAGAUAUUUCACAGAAUGAUUUAUACAAUUAUUGUAAAUAUGGAUUAAAAAGUUGGGAUAACAAUAAUUUUUAUGAAUAUAUGAAAUGCAAUACUGUAAAAAGUAAUGAAGAGAAAAAUAAGGAUGAAUGUAAAAAAAAAUGUGAGAGAAUAAAAUUUCUAUGCAAUGAAAAUGCUCAAUUUUAUUCUUUUGAAAAUUGUAAAAAAUAUUAUGAAAGAGAUUUAAAUAUGAGAGCUAUAUAUACAGAAAAUUUUAAAUUUUUUGAUGAAAAUUGUAGUUAUUUUGAUAUUUCAAAUAGAGGGUUAGUUUUAUGUAAGCAUAAGAAUGUAGAUUGCGACUAUACUGAAUGGUCUGAAUGGACUAAAUGCUCAAAAAGUUGUAGAGAAAAUGACUAUGAUUUUAAUGCAUUACAAAAAAGAACGAGACUUCUUCUUAAGGAAGCUUUAUAUGCAGGAAAAUCUUGUAGUGUUGUUGUAAAUGAUAAUAACAAGUUGUUAGAUAUUAAAUUUUGUUCAAAUUUACCUUAUUGUAAUCCAAAUUUAAAUGUAGACAAAGAAGAUAAAAUACCCCCUUUUGUUAUUCCUUUAAACGAAAUUGAAAAGGCAAAUACAUUAGAUGAUUUAAAUGAUGAUGAUAAUGAAUUAUUAAAUGAAAACUUUUUAAGUAAUGAUUCGGAUAUGCUAACUGAUUGUAUAAUAACUGACAUGUAUAAACAUGAAAAUUCAAUAGGUUAUAGCGAAAAAAUAAGAUCUUGUUCUUGCCCUAGUUAUGAAACUCCAUGUUACUUUAAAGAUAUAUAUAAUUCAAAUAAUUGGAAACCAUCCUUAAAAAAAUUGUGUCAAACAAAUCCUAAUAUAAACGUUUUAACAGCAGAUUAUGUUAUGAUUGGUUGUGAUAUGUCAAUUAGUUUUAAAAAAAAAGAAGUUGCUGUUAAUACAUAUUUAGCUAUGACGUUUGAUUGCCAAUCUAGCUUAUUCCAAUACUUAUUUUGUUCUAAAUCUAAUGAAUCUACUAGAACGAAUUUUAUUUAUAUAAUUAUUACUUGUAUUUUUGGUGGUAUUUCAGCUAUAUAUGUAAUUCAUUUAAUAAUUAAUAAUAGUGGAAAAUUUAAAGUAUUACUUGGAUUAAACGAAAAAAAACAAUUAGAUAAGCAUUCAGAUGAAGAAAGCGAAAAUGAAGAGGAUGAUUCAGUUGACGUCGUUAGAGAAAGUGACAAAAAUAAUUUGAUUAAUGAUAGUAAUACUUCAAAUAAUGAGAAAGGCCUAUCAUAA